AUGGCAUCGGAGCUUGAUCGAAUUGACCGGAAAGCUCGAACCCAACUACCGCCACUCCGUCUCCGGCUUACUCAUGCAAUCCUACUCCGAGGUUCGCUUAGGGUGUUUCGGCAUUCGUACCACAUCGAAGGAAACCCGUGUCAAACCCAUAUGAAUCGGGUGGUUAAUGGCACAUACCAGGCCCCGGUAACAAAGGAAGGAAUCUCAGCCCUGGAUUUUGACAACAAGGGGAUAUACUUGGCAUCCGUGACAAAAUCAGGGUGCUUAACAGUUCAUGAUUUUGAAACUCUUUAUUGCCAGAGUAACGAACCAUUCUUAUGCUUGGAAGAAGAUGAAGCAAAACAUGUGCUGCACCUUUCUUUACCUCAACAACUAGACUUUGUCCGGUGGAAUCGUGCCAACCAAGAUGAGGUUGUUUGCACAUCUUUGAAGAGGAAUGAAGUACUUGUAUUUGACAUUAGUUAUAUCUCUUCUACACCAUCUGAAGUUUUAAGAACAAAACCCCGUCCUGCUAUCCUUGGGUCUAAUAUUCAGAGAGGUCUUUCUGAUAUUGCCUUUACCUCUUGCGAAAACUCAAGGGUACUCGCUUCUGAUACGGAUGGUGUUAUCCAUAUAUGGGACAGGCGAACUAGUACCCUUCCUUAUCUUGAACUUACAGCGAAUUUCCGUGGAAGCCUUAAUAGUAUCCAAUUAAAUGUGGAAGAUCAGAUCAUUUUUGGAGCUGGAAAGCAUGGGGUUAUCUAUGCUUGGGAUCUUCGUGGUGGAAGGACAUCUUCUUUCUUCAAGGGUUCUAAAGAGGUAUCUCGUCCACCUCUCACCUCUCUAAAGUUAUCUUCAAUGUUGGAAAAGAUUGGGCCUCUGAAGGAACAAUCAGCCAUUGUUUCUAAGGAAAUACACUCCAUUAAUCUUGAUCCUUGUUGCCCACACCAAUUGGCAUUCCAUCUUGAUGACGGUUGGUCAGGAGUGCUGGAUGUUCAUAAUCUCGAUGUUACACAUAUUCAUUGUCCUCCACCAGCUUGGUUAAAUGAUUCUGUUGGGUCAGAUCUAUCAUUUUUGAGGAAACCUUCAUGGCUACCUACAAACUCUAUAUAUGUGGUUGGAUCAUCAACUGACAGCGGCAUUCAUAUUUUGGAUUUCUAUCCAGAUUCAAGCUCUCCUAGCCAUGUGGAUUACAAUGAGGAUGCAUCUGGGGUAAAGGAUCAACAUAUGCGAAACAGGUUUAUUAAACUGUCUGAAGGAGUUACUGCAUGUGCAGUUCAUCCCCUCAAUAGUACAAUCAUCGCCGGAACUAAGAUGUGUUGGCCUCAGUCAUCUGAGUGA
This is a messenger RNA of Fragaria vesca subsp. vesca, 1320 nucleotides long. RefSeq lists its product as uncharacterized. The record is from RefSeq and is a predicted model, not a curated record. NCBI's taxonomy places the organism in Eukaryota, Viridiplantae, Streptophyta, Magnoliopsida, Rosales, Rosaceae. Gene Ontology annotation, molecular function: protein binding. The transcript is spliced from 17 exons. Bases 1 to 1320 code for a protein of 439 amino acids.